AAGCCACACGAGAAGCUGGGCUGGCCUCCUGCAAAUAUCUCUCUCAAUGGAGGCUGCCCAUGGCGCAGCAGCAUCUAUGGACCUGUCCCUGACGCUGGCCCCCAUGCCACCACCAGCACCUCCAUCCUCCUCUGCUUCGGCUGCAGCAGACGCCGCUGCCGGCGACAGCGGCUACGGCCAUGGCCAUGGUGGUGGCGGCCGCGAAGAGAGAUCAUCGAGGCGGCUGUUCUCGUGCCUUUUCUGCGAGAAGAAGUUCCUCAAGUCGCAGGCGCUGGGCGGCCACCAGAACGCGCAUAGGAAGCAGAGGAUCGGCAGCUGGAACGCACACCUCUACCUCCAAUCCGACCACGACGACCGGCCGGCCACCACGGUGGCAAUGGCGCCAGCGAGAUGGCCAAAGGCGCGCCUUGACGACGACGGCGAGAAGCAGAUGCAGCAGCAGCUUGAUCUCAACCUUAAACUUUAAUUAGCUAACUCGUAUGUAUCCCUUAUCUUUGGCAUCCAUUUAUGCAUCAAGAUCCGUGCAAACACAUUUGUCUUUUUUGUUUCUCCCAAAUGACACAACAUAUGAACUUCAAAUUUUGCAGAACAACAACACAUUCUAACUACAAUAUAGGAAAAAACUUUCAGAUUUUUUCAUGCA
Messenger RNA from Triticum urartu, 643 nucleotides. RefSeq names its product zinc finger protein 2-like. The record is from RefSeq and is a predicted model, not a curated record. Gene Ontology annotation, molecular function: DNA-binding transcription factor activity. Lineage: Eukaryota; Viridiplantae; Streptophyta; Magnoliopsida; Poales; Poaceae.